AUGGGCAAAUCCGUAUCCCGUGUCUUGAUCGGCACGGCCGUCUUCGUGUAUGGCUUCUUUACACUCAUUCUUUACGGUCUCAUUGCUAUUGCGAAAGGCACAUACUUCAGACGCACCACUGAAAACGAGAAACUGGAGCUACAGCUUGCUCGCGAUCGCCUCUGGGAUUUAUCUAAAGUUUUCGAGGGUCUCUCUCACCACAUCCUCACCUUGCAAAGCGGAUUCAAGUUCCACUUUGUCAGUAACGAUAUCCCGAACACACCGGAAACCGUCAAUUCCGACAAACCAUUAGUCAUUUUCAUCCACGGAUUCCCGGAUAGCUGGGCAAUCUGGCGACGCAUUAUUACAAACCCUGCUCUGCAGGAGGCUGUUUCGCUGGUUGCGAUUGACCUUCCCGGAUAUGGAGGAACGGAGAGCCUGGAAGAAUAUAAUGCAACAAACGUCUUGGAGAGAUUGACAGAGCUGAUCGUCACCCUACGGACCCAGUAUGGCGUAGACUCGGGCAACGAAAGCAACAAGAAGAGAACCAUAAUUGUCGCCCAUGACUGGGGUUGUGUCUUGUCCAUGCGCCUCGCUGCCGAAGCUCCAUCCCUGGCCCAUCGGUUCAUCCUGUCCAACGGACCAUCAAUGAAAUUGGUUGAAUCCAAUAUCCGCCGUCUACUCUUCUCGACCAGAAAGAUGCUCGGUAACGCCUGGCGUUCACCACUACACGCCCGCGUCCCGCUGAUGCAAGCACUCAGAACCAUCACCCCUCUCGCCCGCCAGCUUGUUCUAUCCGGCUAUAUCUUUGCGAUGCAGUUACCCACGCCAGUGGUCUACUUUUUCCUGACUGGGGGUAACUGGUCACUGUUGAAAAGUACUCACAUCACCUCGUACAACAAGGACGAACAUACCCACCUCGACGUGGCCGACUGCAUGGCUAGCACCAUGGGCCCUUCCGCCGCAGAAUCGCAUAGUAAAACUCCCAGCGGUGAUGCCUAUCCCGCCAGCCUCGACAAGCGCGCCCUCGCGCAUGUCUUGCACAUGGCGGCUUAUUACCGUGAUCGUGCGGCGACGGCACGUUGGGUCAAGUCCAUUGAGACUGUUGCUGGUUUGCACAGUAUUUCAUCGAAAAAGCGAAUGGCGAGCAGCGGAGCUGGGCUGUUUGAUGAAGGUCCCCCAGGCGCUCUCAAAGCUAGCACAACCAUUUUCUGGGGCAAAAAUGAUAUUGCUCUUGACCCGAGGAUCUGCCUCGAUGGGAUGGGUGAUUACUUGGUGCAGGGAUCCCAGAUUGUGCUACUUCCCCGUACUGGACAUUGGACUCCGCUUGAACGUGAGAGCGGCGCAGCUUUGACCAAGACUAUUGAAUGGGCUGCUCAAGGCGAACAGGGGGACAUUGGGACGGUCAUUGUUGAAUCCUACCCUGGUGCCCAGGUCACGUUUUCACGAUAA
Messenger RNA from Penicillium robsamsonii, 1431 nucleotides. Its product is annotated as alpha/beta fold hydrolase. NCBI's taxonomy places the organism in Eukaryota, Fungi, Ascomycota, Eurotiomycetes, Eurotiales, Aspergillaceae. Bases 1 to 1431 code for a protein of 476 amino acids. The record is from RefSeq and is a predicted model, not a curated record. The transcript is spliced from 3 exons.